UACCACUGAAAUAUGAGGCUAAACUAUGGUCCUAAUUCAUCCAACUGCAUCUCAGGGUCUGGGUGAGCAGGUGCACAAAACAAGAUAAACACAGAGAGGGAGAGUAGGAGUGGGAGGGGCUGACAGGGAAACAGAGAGAGGGAGAGAAGUUGAAAGUGAGAGGGACAGACAGAGAGAAAAGAGGUAAUAUAACCUUGUUUUAGUGCACAUUUAUACCUGGAACUUAGAUUAUAUUCACAAAGCCUUAUAAACACAUUUUCAAGGAUUUGAAGAACUGAAUGGAGCAUCAUCGAGGAAGGCUGUAACAGGGGAUGUAGUCCAAACUCAGGGAUAUGACAUCACUCAGACUUAGGCCACAGACGUGACAUCACUGUGACAUCAUCAGCACUGGCUUGGAGGUGGUAGAGAAGAUGGCAGUGUUUAGGGUCAUGCGCAUCACAUUGUUGGUUGUUUUACUGAGAAAUACAUCCACCAAGAGUUCAGCAAGUAAAAAAGAGGACCAAAGAGAGCCCAUUUUCAAGGAGUUAGAAUCAAUAUUGCGUAAAGGAGGGGGGUGGUAUCCUAGCAAAGAGCCUGCCUCCCCGGAGAGAACCCAAGACCAGCAGGUCCACAGCGUGGUGAGGAGCAUCAUGGGAAGUCUGAAGACCCUGGGCCUCCUGCCCAGUAAGAGCAUGGGCGUCCCCUCCCUCCAGAAGCCUGUGGACAGGCACCGUCUGUCAGGCUUCCUCUACAAUAUCUCCAUGUACCUCCAGGAGAUGGGUGCUGAGCUGGAGGAGCGACAGCUUGUCUCUGACGAGGAACAACUGUGGGGUAAGGUAUUAUAGUCCUUCAUCCAGUCAGAAGAGGGUGCUGCGCUGAGCCAGUGGGACAGCCGGGAGCCCCCCAGGCCCAGCGUCAGACUCCAGGACUGGUUCCUGUCCCUGAGAGGCAGCUCUCACUGGGACGGCCUGCUGGGGCUUCUGCAGAGCCUUAUGUCCCUGUCUGAGCGGCAACCCCACAAGCCCCUGCUUGACUUCCUGUCCCAGAACUGGAGGACAGUGAGUGCCCUGCUGGAGGUGGCCCUGCAGGCGCUGGUCAGCGGGACCUAUGGCCAGGCCAGCGCCGGGCUGCAGGGCUUCAUCUGUGCCCUGAGGGGCCGCAGUGAAUGUGCCUUCAGUGUCAGCUGGCUAACACAGUUCCUCCGCUUCAUGGAGACACGCAACUGGAAGCCCGUGGUGAACCUGCACCUUGCAGGGAUGGGGGCCGACCAGAGAGGGGGCUCGGCUGCUUUUGGGCGCCUGAAACCCUUCAGCAUGCCCCCCAAGGCCCUGAGAGAGGAGGGGUUGUCUGGGAAUGCCACUCAAGGGGACAUUGGGGACAGAAGGGACAUGUACGGCAACCUGAGGAGAAAGGUGUCCCGUGUUACCAUGGCACUGCUUGAUGAUGUCAGCAGCGUGGUGGACGUGCCACAGCCCAAACAUAAGGGCAGAUGCUCCGUAGGUGACCUGAGACAGCUAAUCUUAUGGGGGAUCAGACAUAAUGUCACGUGGAAUGCUCAGGCUCUGGGCUUCAACUCGCAGGGCCCUCCCAGCACCCCUCCCUUCCUCUCUUGCCCCUCAAUAGAGGGUGAGACAGGGGACCCCAGAACCCCACCACACCCCUCUCGCCCUAGACCAGCCCUGUCACCCCGCAGGGCGCCCAAACAGAAACAACCACACAGCUCAACCCCAGUACCCCGCCGUUCCCGUCUCCUCAAGCCCCAGUCUGAGGCAGUAGAAGUUGGCCACAGCCACCUGAGAGAAAUGGGGUACUUUGCCUCAGCAGAGAUCCUGGAAGCAGCAUGCAACGCCUCUAUCCCAGGCCUUACUGGGGUGUCCAACUUCACUGUGUUCCUUUACUGUAACCUAUUUGACGGGGACGAUGGGUCUGUGAACCCGGAGGUUGGUCAGGUGGGACCCGACCUGCACGCCACGUGUUCUGACGCCGCCUGGUACCUGUCUGCAGCCGAGGAUGACUUCUUGUGGGUCCACGUCUGCAGCGAGUUCUUCACCCACCAGUUCAACAAUACUGUGUGUGCCAACUCCUCCUUUUGGCUGCAGCGAGCACACCAGGCUGCAGAGAUGGACUACCACUACUUCAACCAGUCCAGUAUAGGUGACCUGUGUGUGCAGCUGUCAGGGGAGGUGGUGGAGUGCGGGGACAGCCUAGGGCCUGACGAAGCCUGCCUAGCCCAGCUGGGCACCAGGUCCCUCAGCGCCCAGGACUUCAGACGCUGCUUCCUGCCCAACAUUUCUGCUCUGGUCUCAGCCCUGUGUGGCAGCGAGUCCCCUGAGGCCCAUCCCUCCCACACAUCCCUUCCGGAGGGCAGCUGGGCUGCAGAGUACUGCUCCAGACUCCACAACUCCUCCCACCCUGAAUCCAUAGAAGACAUAUGUAACUACAGGAAGUGGAGCCUGCAGUAUUUCACCAACGCCACCCUACUGGAGCUCUGUGGCAGUACAGAGGGGCUGAGGGAGUACGUUUGUAGCAAUGCCACCCUCUACCGCCUGCUACUCCCAGCCUAUCCUCAGCUCUCUGACCUUUGCGUUGACUUGGAUGUAGAGCAGGAGGACAGGAAGUGCUUCCUCCAGUGGUUCUUUGACAUGCUCCCGGCGCCGUACGACAUUGACAAAUCACAGCUGUGUGAGAGUCCUGCUCCGCUGCUGGUGGAGGCACUGCACAGGCUGAGUGUGUGUGAGGUGGAUGGGGGUGAGCGAGGAGGCUGGGUGGGGGCUGUGGGGUAUGUGCUGAGGGUACUGGACUUUGUGGUGGGGCUCUCGGCGGGGCUGGAUGAGGGGGAGGGGGAGGUGAGGCAGGGCCUGGGUCAGGCCAUCCUCCUCUCCAGUCUCCUUGACAACGCCUCAUUCUGGGCGACUCUGCGUCCCAACGCCUCACUGAGCGUGCUCCAAACCGUGGGCUUGUUCCUGCGCAGGGAGCAGAGCGCAGCUCUCAAAGAGGACCUGCUCAGCUGCUUCAGUCCUGUAUUAUGGGACCUCAUUGAGAGAGAGGACAACUCCUCUGCCCUCAGAGUCCUAAUGCAGGAGUACCUCCAAAUGCCCAGGGAGAGUAUCCGCACACUGGUGAUGUCAGCAGAGAAAGAUGCGGUGAAGAGGUUUCUGUCUCACAUGCACCAGAGCUGGGACCAGCUGCACGUAGAGACCACUCAGUCCUCGCAGAGAGAACUGCAGGCCAUGGAGACCAUGACGUCCGCCUUCAUCCACAAGUUCCCUCGUGUGACCCCUGACCUCUUCGUCGACCUAUCACAGUUUAUACCUUUCAUGUCCGUCUCUGACAUCAUGAGCUUCCCCACCUCCCUGAUAGUCAACACCAGCCUGUCGAUGGCGAUCCGUGACCACAGCACAGAGAUGAAGUCUCCACAGAAACAGGCGUUUGUGAAGAGGCUCCUGCAGUCCAGUGUGGUGGGAGAUGUCCCUUCCUGGCCACCGUACUUCCUCAGCUCCAUCCUCCCACUACUCCCACUACUCCCACACCUCCCAGUCAGCCAAUUUCAGCAGCUGACAUCAGACCAGCUGAGUCCCCUGGUGGAGUUUCUGGGAAACUCCAGUCUGGAUGGAACAAGGGGUCGCCAUGUUCUACGGACUCUAUUCAUUAAAAAAAGGAACUUCACCAGUGAUAACGUAUCGAGGCUGGGAGUUCUGGUUUGUUACCUGAAACCAGAGGAGCUGCGUCCGUUUCUGCUGGCUUCCCCUGUGUCCUCUGCUCUUUGGCAGCAGCUAGCUCUCUGUGUGUCUGAGGGACUCAUCAGUGCUUCAGGCAGGCUGUCCCUCUGGCUGGUCCAGGCAGUACAGCCUCUGAACGCCAGCACUCUACCUCCUCCAGCACUGGCCACCCUCAGGGGCCUACUGCCCCAGCUAGGGGCUUCCUUCCUGCAGUCACUGCCCUCACUACAGCUCUUGGACCUGCUAAAACAACCAGGCCUGCCCAGCUUCUCCCCAGCACAGGUCAGCACUGCAUGGACUAUGCCUACACACCUCACCAUGGAUACACUGUGCAGGCUGAAGCCCUUACUGCAUGGCCUGUCCCCUGCUGUGCUCAGAGGCAUACACUGGUCCGAGAUCAGUGGAACCACUCACUGCCAGUGCUGGAGCACUCUACUGGCUGACCUGAAGCCUGCCCAUAGAGCCAUGCUCCACAGGGCACUGCAGGAGCCCCAACAGUUAAAGGCUUUAGCCAGCAACUCAAGGAACUUCACAGUGCAGCUCCAAUGUCUCCUGCCGUUUGUGCCCCUGAUGGAGCUGAUAGAGGUUCUGGAUGGAGAGACAUUCCUGAGAGAUAUGAGCCUGUACAGAGACCUGCCCUGGUCCCCCCAACAGAGGAAAUGCGUUGUAGAGGAGCUGCGGCAAAGACCAGAGGAAGACCUGGAUGGUAUAAGUCCCUGGUUUGCUGCAGAAUUACCGGUGAACCUGAUUGAGAGCCUGUCUAAUACUUCACUGACAGCCAUCCUGGCUCACAUUCAGCAGCACUUUGUGGACUUCCUCAAGCUGCCCCGUCAUAAGCAGAUGGCCUUAGCAGAAAAGGCCAUCACUGUGCUGGUGGUGCUGAGUGCAGACACGGUGGAGGAGGUUCUGGCAGGUCAGUGGCGCUGGGAGAACAGUGAUGUGGGUCAGGCCUGUGUGUCCCAGUGUGUGGACCAGCAGGGCCAGAGAGAGAGGAUCCACAGCCUCAUACGAGGGGUCGUCAGAGCACAGAGCAGGAGGAGAAAAGUGCCAGUCCCAAGCUGUGGCGACAUGAGGCACCUUCCCCUCAGCAUGGACAGCCAAUCAGCUGAGCCGGAUGGCGGAGGAGGAGUUGAGGCAGCCUACAGUCCAGUUAGAGGCCUGAGGCCAGAGCAGGUCCUGGGGCUCGGCUGUCUGGUCACUGAGCUGGGGGAGAGAGAGCUCCAGGACACUAACCUGACUGACCUGGGUGUCCUGGCCUACCUGGGGACUCUGACCGACUGGAGCCCCAAAAUGAUGAGAGCAGCAGUUGUUGGUGUGAUGCGGAAGCGGAAGUUGAAGGUGGAGCAGCUCGGAGCUGUAAAAGUGGCUUCUCUAGGACACUUGCUCUGUGGUUUCACACUGUCAGAGAUCAACAGACUGGACCCCUACAACCUCAGCAUGGCUGCUCUGUUCCUGAGGGAGCUGGCCCUGCCGUGUUCAGAGCAGCAAAUGGAGGCUCUGACCGCCGUCUCUCCAGAGGCCUUUGGCCCCGUCAGUACCUGGGGCCCAGAGGUCUUCACUGAGAUCGGCACACUAGCAGCGGGUCUGGAGGACAUGGUUCUGUCUGCUCUGGUACAGGAGCAGGUGGAGGGGCUCAUCCCCGACGCUAUCGCCCUGAUUCCCCCCACAAAGAUGGCUGUGGUAUUCAGUGCGGUCCAGUUGUCAUGGCUGAAUGUGGAGCAGGCUUGGGUGGUCACAGAGAAGCAGUGGGCAGAGACAUGCCUUGGGCCUGGCGCAGUACGAGGGGGGAUGUCCUGCUAGAGCACAGGGGGAGGAAUGUGGCCCCGGCAACACGGUCAGCUGACAGCCUCACUGUGUGCUUAUUGUCUCUAUGCUGUAUGUUAUGGCAACUACCGUAAAACACACAGUAACCCAUUUGUAUUUAUUUGUUCUUUGACCUUUUAUCAAAUUGUAACAUUUGUACUUAAAAAUAAACCAAACAUUUUGAACUGUG
Messenger RNA from Salmo salar (Atlantic salmon), 5691 nucleotides. NCBI's taxonomy places the organism in Eukaryota, Metazoa, Chordata, Actinopteri, Salmoniformes, Salmonidae. The record is from RefSeq and is a predicted model, not a curated record.